AUGAGCCACUCCGCUCUGACCUUGUCUGCAACUGCAGUCAAGGGCCAUUGCUCAAAUUCAACCCACCAUAACAUAGCUGCAGAUGCUCUAAGGUCAUACCUCAAUUCCAGUAAUCCGGUCUCGACAAGCAGGAGAUCAUACUCUUCUCAAUCUUCUCCUCAUACCAAAGAUGAGCAGAAGAACUCGAUCCGGCGAGAUGGCUGGUUCGCAUACAGUGAAAAGCAGAGAAUGGCAAAUAAAGAAUUCUUCACCAAUCUGCUGUCCUCCGCAGCUACAAAAAGAGAUGCCAAAGCUUACAUUUCCCGUCUAAAGACCCCCGAGAGACCUCAGCCUCCCUUGACACCAUCAUCUUCGUCCACUACCCAACCGCUCAGAGCCGCCAAGCCGCAGACGCAGGUCAACCUGGGUAAUCUGUUUACACGUGGACGGGCAGUUGAAUCCAGUCCUAUCUUUACCCAAGACUGGAAUGCCGAGGAACAAGCUUUGGAGGAGGAAGAGACACUACACGUUGCCUUGGUCAAGCUGAACGGAGUGAGUGUUAUGUCAGACUCACUCUUGAGUGGAAUCUCCAGGACCCUGGCUUCCUUAUCUCGUCUAAGUAUGGCACCAUGCGUUGUAUUGGAGGAAGACCAUCAAACCAAAGGCAAGGCCUACAGUGAAAAGCUUCGAACAGCUGCAGACCGCUUGGUAGCAGCCAUUGAUAAUGCAGGAGAGUUAGGAGCCAGACGAGUCGACAAUGCGCUGAGCCUUGCCGCCGAUGGCCGUCCACGAGUCUUUGUUCGAAAGCUUCUCACUCGUCCAUUGCGUAGAGGUAGGAUUCCCGUGAUCUUACCUGUCGCCUACUCUGAGGAACAACAAUGUGCCAUCAACAUCACCGCUGACCAAGCACUCUUGGCUUUGACCAGGGAGCUCUCCAGUGAGACUAUCCUGAGGCGACCAAACAAUACCCCGGAAGUACCUCCCCAGGAAUCACAGACUACCUGGAAACCUAUUUCCGUGGACAGGAUCAUCGUUGUCGACGAAACAGGCUCCAUUCCAAGUCCUAAAUCACUCGAUCAGAAACACGUCUUCGUCAAUCUCGCACAAGAAUAUUCUCCGUUACAGGAAGAACUACGCAGCUCCACAGACAUUAACGUUUCGCUGAAGCACGCUACGAAUCUGAAAAUGUUUCGUGACGCACUGCAGAUGCUACCGCAUUCAUCCUCAGGACUGUUGACUACCCCAUCCGCCGCCGCCAACACGAGCAGCAAGCAAACAGACUCACAACCCGCGGGCGUUGGCGUUGGAACUCGUCGUCAGAAGAACCCUCUGAUCCACAAUCUUCUAACCGACAAACCUGCCUACUCAUCUUCCCUUCCCAGUGGCCGCCUCAUCCACGACGCGCAAUCCUCCCCCACCACGGACUCCACAUUUGUGAAGCGAGGCAUGCCCCUAAUUCUCCUCCCGAAUCCAGACGCCCAAAUAUGGACCGCAGCUAGUACACCGCGCCUGAAACUCACAGAUCCACGCAUCGACCUCGAUCGGUUGGUCCACCUAAUCGACGACUCCUUCAACCGCACCCUCGAUGUAGAAGCCUACCUCCGCCGAGUGAACAACCGCAUUGCCGGUGUCAUCAUCGCCGGCGCCUACGAAGGCGGCGCAAUUCUAACAUGGGAGACCCCACCACACUCCAACAUUCGUGACACCGAUACAGCACGCCUGGUACCCUACCUCGACAAGUUCGCAGUACUGAAGAAAUCCCAAGGAGCCGGCGGCGUCGCAGACAUUGUGUUCAAUGCAAUGGUGCGCACGUGCUUCCCGAACGGCGUAUGUUGGCGCAGUCGUAAAGACAAUCCUGUGAACAAAUGGUAUUUUGAACGGUCGCGGGGGACGUGGAAGAUUCCUGAUACGAAUUGGACGAUGUUCUGGACGACUCCGGAUUUGUUAGCGUCCGAAAAGGAGCAAGUCUUUUCCGAUUAUGAAAGUGUUUGUCGCAACGUGCAGCCGACUUGGGCGGAUGGGAAGAAGAUCUUGGAUUAA
Exophiala bonariae is the source of this 2019-nucleotide messenger RNA. RefSeq lists its product as uncharacterized. Bases 1 to 2019 code for a protein of 672 amino acids. Gene Ontology annotation, molecular function: L-glutamate N-acetyltransferase activity, acting on acetyl-CoA as donor. The transcript has a single exon. Lineage: Eukaryota; Fungi; Ascomycota; Eurotiomycetes; Chaetothyriales; Herpotrichiellaceae. Gene Ontology annotation, cellular component: mitochondrial matrix. The record is from RefSeq and is a predicted model, not a curated record. Gene Ontology annotation, biological process: L-ornithine biosynthetic process; L-arginine biosynthetic process.